Molecule: messenger RNA, 1182 nt
Organism: Trypanosoma brucei brucei TREU927
Lineage: Eukaryota; Euglenozoa; Kinetoplastea; Trypanosomatida; Trypanosomatidae
Product: UDP-N-acetylglucosamine--dolichyl-phosphate n- acetylglucosaminephosphotransferase, putative
Exons: 1
Coding region: 1-1182 (393 amino acids)
Biological process (GO): protein N-linked glycosylation; dolichol-linked oligosaccharide biosynthetic process
Cellular component (GO): membrane
Molecular function (GO): UDP-N-acetylglucosamine-dolichyl-phosphate N-acetylglucosaminephosphotransferase activity
Source: RefSeq, a predicted model, not a curated record
AUGCACGCGACAGUCACUGCCACACAACAUAUCCUUCAGUCGGUUACCACUCACAGAUACGAGCUUGUUGCAGUGUUAAUCAGUGGUAUCGUUGCCUACUUUGCUACCGUGCGUUUUGUACAGGGGGCCCGCAUAAAGCUAAUACAAAGAAGGCUCUGCGGAAUAGAUAUUAAUAAAACAACGCCGGAGCAACGAAAGAAGAUUGCAUCGAAACCGUAUGACGAGCUAGACGAAGGCGAGAAGCGACUCGUCGUGCCGGAGUCAUUUGGCAUUCUUGCAGGUGCUGUGUACCUCUCUGCCGUUUUGAUAACCACUUCUGUGGCCUUUGGUGGGGUCUCCCGCCAACUGGAUGGAUCAGUGACUUCCAUUGCCGUUAUGCUCCUUCUUGGAUUUGUAGAUGAUGUGCUCGACCUGCGUUGGAGGUACAAAAUACUUCUCUCGGCGAUAGGCACCAUCCCACUUGUCAUGACGUUCAAGGGAAGCCUCGAGGUCAUCGUUCCCCGCCUCCUCGCGCCUUACCUUGGUUCACCCACGCUGUACCUCGGUGUCUUCUACCUUGUGGGUCUGUCGUUGUUGUGCAUCUUCUGCACGAACAGCAUAAAUAUUCUCGCUGGUGUUAACGGUGUGGAAGUAGGGCAAAGUAUUGUGAUUGCUGUGGCAUCUAUAGUGCACUGCAUUAUGCAGAUGCGUCUAGAAAGUGAUCCGAGCUACGGUGGACCUGCCACCUCAGGGCAACUCCUAGCCAUUGCGCUGCUCGUACCGUUUGUUGGUGUGAGCGCUGCCCUCUGGCGUUUCAACUCGUACCCUGCUUCCAUAUUUGUGGGUGACAGUUAUACAUAUUUCGCAGGCACUGUCCUUUCGGUCGCUGGCGUAACAGGUGUCUACAGUAAGACACUCAUGCUCUUUUUCGUGCCACAGCUUGUUAACUUUGCAAUUUCGCUUCCGCAGCUACUGCGAAUCGUGCCAUGCCCCCGCCACCGCGUUCCUCGGUGGGACAUGAAGAGGGAUGUCAUGCAGAACAGUGGUAAUUACACGCUGUUGAACGCCAUCUUGCUUCUACGUGGUGAUAUGCAUGAGCGGGAUUUGACGCGUGCGGCGUUGAAACUACAGAUUGUCUCUUGCAUAGUUGCGAUGUUCGCAAGAUACUUCCUGGCUUCCCUCCUGUACGACCACGUCUACUGA